Truncatella angustata is the source of this 2223-nucleotide messenger RNA. RefSeq names its product major facilitator superfamily domain-containing protein. Gene Ontology annotation, cellular component: membrane. The coding region runs from base 138 to 1733 and encodes 531 amino acids. Gene Ontology annotation, molecular function: transmembrane transporter activity. The transcript is spliced from 3 exons. NCBI's taxonomy places the organism in Eukaryota, Fungi, Ascomycota, Sordariomycetes, Amphisphaeriales, Sporocadaceae. The record is from RefSeq and is a predicted model, not a curated record. Gene Ontology annotation, biological process: transmembrane transport.
GUGUAAUUUCACUUUGCAAGAUACUUGCACCAACCGCCGCAGGCUCAAUUGCAAUUGCCACAUCAAGACACAUGUCCGCGAGUAUUGAAUUGAAUAACUUUGAGCAAUAGUUUGGUUCAUCGUUUGAGAAUUCGAUCAUGGCCUCUCGCCCACUAUCUCCCAUGACGAUAGAGGCCCCUCUGGCGAACAACGUAGCGCCAGCUGGCCCGUCUGUCGCUAUUAUUUCAACUGAAACCCAAGCCACCAACUCUCACCAGUCUAUCUCCCGGAGCCGAACAGUUUUCAUCAUUUCUUGCAUUACUUGUAUAACUGGCAUAGGAAGUCUACUAGGUGGUUUACUCACAGUUUGUAUACCUGUGAUUGCAAAGGAUUUGCGCAUACCACAAGAGCUGCAAUUAUGGCCAGCAGCUGCCUUUGCCCUCGCGAGCGGCUGCACGCUACUUCCUUGUGGUGCUGCCGCCGACGUUUUGGGCUGCCGGCGUGCAGUUUUGUUCGGUGCUUUGCUUCAGGUCGCAAGCACUGUUGGGGCGGGGCUGGCAAACACUUCGACACAACUUAUCGCCCUACGCAGUGUUGCUGGUCUUGCGGCGUCUUUCUGCCUCCCUGGCGCCGUAGGCACAGUCGCACAUUGUUUUCCGCUGAGUGGGAGCCCGCGCCGUCGCAGCACUGCUUUUGCGGCAAUGGGUGGUGGGCAGGCUGUUGGUUUUGGACUGGGCCUUGUGCUUGGUGGAGUAUGCGCUGACACUAUUGGCUGGCGCUGGGGCUUCUAUGGUGCCGCGAUAGUUAACUGCAUCGUCCUGGCUUUGGCAUUCUGGGCACUCCCCCACAGCGCGGAUGGGGGUCCUCUUGGACGAGCAGCAUUCGCUCGCUUCUUAGCUGAUGUCGAUUGGGUUGGUGCACUGCUGAUUAGUACUAGCCUUGCACUGUUAUCGUAUGAGCUUUCCGUUGCCACAGCCUUGGACGCUGCUCAGACAAUGCGUACGCCGCAGAACAUCAUACUUCUGUGCACAGCAGUCACACUGCUACCUAUAUCCAGCCUAUGGAUGCAUCGACAGACACGACUCGGCCGUCCUGCACUGAUACCAAAUGCUCUAUGGAAGAAUGUGCCCUUUACUGCCGUCUGCGUUACAGUGUUCCUAUUAUGGGCCAGCCUGAAUGCUAGUGAACAAUUCACAGCUUUGUAUUUGGAGGAUGUGCUCGACAAGUCGGCUCUUACAGCAUCCUUGUACUUUCUACCGGCUCCUAUUGGUGGCGCUAUCAUGAACGCAGCUACCGCCAGCUUAUUGCCGCGCAUGCGGCCUUCGCUUGCUGUGCCUGCGGCCUGUCUUGUCAGUUCUGUUGCUACAUUGCUGCUCGCGAUUCUGUGUCGUGUCGACGGCCCAGGGUAUUGGCAGGUUAUGUUCCAGGCCAUGUUACUGAAUCCACUUGGUAUGGACAUGGUUUAUACCAUUGCAAACCUGGUCGUGACAGAGGCGUUCCCCGCAAAGACGCAGGCACUAGCAGGCGGAAUUUUUAAUAUGCUAGCACAAAUUGGGCAGAGUUUCGGAGUCGCAACUACAGCAGUAAUUGCACGACAUGUUACGGCAAAGGUAAAUGGUGGAAGCCCUCAGGAGGCAUUGCUUCAAGGUUACAAAGCUGGUUGGUGGUACAACUGUGCACUGGUAUUGGCUUCUGUAGCCGUGACCCAUUGGGGGCUCAAGGGUGUCGGCAGACUGGGCGUCAAAAGAGAUUGAAGCGACCUUCACCGCAAACUAUAAGAGAAUUUUAUGUUCCCACCGGCAUGGAAAUCUGUGCUCUCCAGCGGCCUCUCAGCAAAGAAUUCGCAUCGGCAGGGCCAGCCAGCCUUCCAUCAUGCACAUCAAUAAACCACACGCUACGCAAAAUGGAGAAGGGGGUGAAGCCGUACGAGAUAUAUGACCGGCCAGGUGGAUUUCAUGGGAAGAUAAAGAGGUAGAUGGUACUUAACAUCGCCAACUCCAAGUCACGCGUCUCCAACAACUUUGUUCAAGCCUGCCGCUGACCUUGCGUCCAUUCUUUGACACGUCUACUAGUCUGAACUAGGUGCUAGCGAUUAUUUGGUUUCUUAGUGGUUGUAUCUCAUAUUGUAAGAAUUGUUUUCCAUGAAAAGAUGCAGAGGUGCCCUGACUAUAUUCAAGCGAUUAAAGCCUCCUUGGACAAAGCAGGUUUCACAAAGUCUAUCUCAAUAGAUCAUCUAAAAGUCAC